CGGCGCAGCCAGUGAACGCGGAGCGCGCGCAGACUUGGAAGCCGCCGGGCCGAGGCGCGCGGAGCUGCCAUGGCAGAAAAAUUACCAGAACAGAUGUCAGACUCCCAGAUUUUGCCUCCAGAAAAUAUCAAGGAAUCAGUGUGUCCUGUAGAUGCCAAAGAAGAGCUCCUGGAUGAAUGUGAGAGUAUUUGGAGGCAGCUGGAAGAGUGUCAAAGCAAGCUAACACUUUUAGGAACAGAAACACUGCCAGAAUCAGAUGCCAAGCUUUCCUUGUUAGUGAUGCGAAUGAAAGCAUUAACAGCAGAGUAUAAUCAAUGGCAAAGAAGAAGUCCUGAAGUAAUUUCUACCAAUCCAGAUGUACUGGUAGCAUUGGGAAAAGAAGAGUUGCAGAAAGUAAAGAAUGAUCUUGAAAUGGUGCUGUCAACAGUUCAGUCAAAGAACAAAAAACUGAGAGAAGAUCUGAAAAGAGAACAACAGUGGCAUGAGGAACAGCAGCAGAUAGUAGAUGCUCUUAAUGGAAUUGAAGAAGAGAUGAAAAAUCAAGUUGUACAGUUUUCUGAAAAAAGAACGUUUCAAGAACUGAAAAAUAAAAUGCUGAAACUAAGGACAUAUAAGGAAGAACUCUUGAAUGCUUUGGGUGAGUUCCUAGAAGAGCAUUUUCCCCUUCCAGAAGAAGAUGGAAGUGCUAAAAAAAAGAAAAAAAACUCUUCUGAAGAGCCAGCUGUACAACUGAUAACACUGCAUGAAAUUUUAGAGAUUCUUAUAAACAAAUUAAUGAGUACACCGUAUGAACCCUAUUUAACAAUCAGUGACUCGUUUUGGCCACCUUAUAUUGAGCUGCUGCUGCGAUAUGGAAUUGCACUGAGACAUCCAGAAGAUCCAAACAGGAUACGCUUAGAAGCCUUUCACCAGUAGAGAAAACUUCGUUUACCUGAAAACAAAACAACAGUACUCUUACUUGCUAGGAAGAUGUCCUUCUGUUUCAUUGUCAUAUCAGCAACCUCUUCCUGUUGGAUAGUGUGUGUGUUUGUUUUAAUAAAACGUGCAUUUGGCAAGAGUGUGAAAUAUCAAAAAGACAAUUUUCAACUUCAAUUGCUCAUAGCUAUAAUUAUUUUUCAGUUUUAUUGCAAGU
Molecule: messenger RNA, 1132 nt
Organism: Rhea pennata
Lineage: Eukaryota; Metazoa; Chordata; Aves; Rheiformes; Rheidae
Gene: CENPK
Product: centromere protein K
Exons: 10
Coding region: 70-915 (281 amino acids)
Biological process (GO): mitotic sister chromatid segregation; kinetochore assembly
Cellular component (GO): nucleus
Source: RefSeq, a predicted model, not a curated record